AUGGAGGCCGAACGCUCAUCAAGUGGAGGGGGAGAGGCAGGGGGAACAGCAGCGGCGGCUGCCGCAGAGUCGGAUGAGCCCCCCAACGCUGCAGAAUCCGUCACGUGUGCGGGACAUCCUCUCUGCCACGCCGCUGCCGCCGCGACUUGCGGUGCUUCGUGUUGUCUCCACCACUCCAUGGGUGGUUGUCCCCACCACACUGUGCUCUCGAGCAGGGCGGUGCCAUCCCCAGAGCCGCCGCCUCUUCAUGCAGUAGUGCCAUUCAUUGCGAUUCUUCCUCACCAAUGCGGGGGUGUCUCGAAUUAUGAAGGCCUGUCUGCGGACAAUUCGGGUGUCGAAGCCACUGCCGUUGGUAGUGGUGGUCCUAUUGGAAUUUCACUGGAGCGGUUUCUAACUCGGCAGGAAAUGUACAGGACGCUUAUUUUUUGUGGAGUGAAGCGGCAUCGAUGCCCGGAGGCGCUGCAGCAGUUGUGGAAUUACCUGCUCGUUUUGUGUUAUAACAGUUCCUUCGACUGCAGCAAUGGAAGUGGAAACUGUAGCAGGGGGCGCCCUGUACGUGCCGCCAAAAGCGGCGCCGCGGAGAGGAGCGGUCCCGUUCCGGACUUUGCCACGGUGGUGCGGUAUGCAGAGCUGCGUGAUGUGCUGCGGGCGGGUGUCAGUAGUAGUAGCAGUAGUGGCAGUAGCAAAGAGGGUGAAGCCGCACCCCCCGUGCGCCUUGAGGAGCUCGUCGCCGCCGCCGCGCUGCGGGAUGGCGGCAGCAGCGAGCAGGGAGCAGCAGCACGGUUGCCUGGCUACACGCUGGUGGUGGCGAAGCAUACGUUUGACCGCUGCAUCGCCAAACUUCUUGGCCAUGAGUUGCGUGGGCAGCGGAUUACGGUGAGUCCGCUGCCGCGCUGGAAUGUUGCACAGGGCAUUGUGCAGAACAGGCGGCCGCUCGUCAUAUUCUGCGGCGGCACAAGUGGAUGCGGCAAGAGCACACUGUCGAGCCUCAUUACCACGCACCUCUGCAUCGACGCAUUGCUCUCGACGGACACCAUUCGGCAGGCGCUGCGGCGGACACUGCGUCGCGAUGAGUUCCCAGAGUUAUUUCUAUCAACGUAUGAGGCCCACCGUGCGGUGCCAGCAAAUGUUCCGACGACAGGAGCAGCGGCAGUAGGAUUAACGGAGAGAAGCAGCCGAGAGGUGGGAGGAGAGGAAGAGGCAGUGGAUCCGCAGUCUGUCAUUGCAGCAUACGAGAAGCAAUGUGAGGCGGUGCUGCGGGUGUUGGAUGGUAUGCUGGAAAAACUCAUCAGCCGGAAUCAGGCCGUUGUGGUGGAGGGGGUGCACUUGCUUACAUCGUACAUGCACCGCAAAUCAGCCGAGCUUCAGGCACGCGGUGUCAUAUGUGUACCGUUCCUUGUAUGCAUAACGAAGGAGCAACGCCAUGUGGAGCGAUUCUGUACCCGAGCAAAGUGCAUGACCCUCGCCCCGAAGCGCAACAAGUACGUGUCCCACAUCCGCCAUAUCCGAAUGAUUCAGCAGCACCUGCUCGAACAGGUGUAUGAGUAUAAUGUGAACAUUGUAAAUAACACCAAUGUCGACAAGUCCCUGAUGGGUAUUCAUGCGCAGCUGCUGGACAUCAUGGACCGUGGCGCGCCUUCUUCAUGGAAGGGGAAAAUUCCAGCAGAAGUAUCGACCGCAGCCACAGUAAUGUCAUCGUUAUCAUCAUUGUCGCCGCCGUGCUCGGGCAGUGGAGGUGCAGCGGGUGAUGUAGCUUUCCGCAUGCACUCUCCCGCACUGGCGUCGAUGAACGACGUGGGAGAAGAAAAGGGCCGGGGGUGUUCCGGGGACGCCGUCCGCCGCUCCCUUGCAGAUCCGAAUAUCAGUGGAAAACGGAUGCUUGCCUUGUUGCUCCUCUGGCGGAGCGAAAAAAAGAGGCGUCGUGCGGGCAACGCCCCCUCCACGCGCCCCUUUGCCCUUAUGGGUGAAACCCGUUGUCAGUGCUGUGUCGCCACAUCGCUCUUAACGCAAGCCACUCGGGCCCGCUCGGCGGAGUCGCUGACAUCCUUUCGCUUGCAGUCACUCUCCACGUGCUCGUGUGUGGGAGGCGGGAAUGACGGGUCACCGCCGGCAGCGGCCUCACGAGACCCCGCCAAAUGCAUCGGCGGGUGGGGCGCAGACCAUACCACGGUGGUGGUUGACGGCGGCCACGGCGGCGGCGGCGACGACGACAGCAGUCGAGGGGAACUGUGGCGUCCCAAAGGCACGACAACCACGUUCCCGAGAGGUCCCCAAAAAGGAAUAGGAAACCUUUUCUUCCGACAGCGAUCAUUGGCGAUGCCAGCUGCGUCGUGGCAGGAGGAAUCCUCGGUGGACGGCACAACAUUGGCCAGAGGGCCCCCCGCUCCCAUAAAAAGACCAAUAAUAAUAACAACAACAUCAGCGGCAGCAACAGCUGUAGCAACGAAUAUAUUACCAACGGCGGUGAGCCGGAGGAGCCGGACGUUCCGCUCUGCAAGUGCAGAUGCAGCUGGCAGCAGCGGCGAUGACGAUGAGGUGAUACUUUGGGGAAAGAAACACAGGCGAUCCACAAAAGAUGCGUCCUUUCACUGGCGCACUGUCUGUGGUGGUCGGCGCCUGGCGAAAGAGGACGAGGAGGGCGACGCUGAAUGUGAUGGCGACAGCCGAUGUGAGCCCGCGUCUCUGGUAGGUAGCUGA
This is a messenger RNA of Trypanosoma grayi, 2697 nucleotides long. RefSeq lists its product as hypothetical. Lineage: Eukaryota; Euglenozoa; Kinetoplastea; Trypanosomatida; Trypanosomatidae. The transcript has a single exon. The record is from RefSeq and is a predicted model, not a curated record. The coding region runs from base 1 to 2697 and encodes 898 amino acids.